This is a messenger RNA of Salarias fasciatus (jewelled blenny), 1413 nucleotides long. RefSeq names its product calsenilin-like. The record is from RefSeq and is a predicted model, not a curated record. The transcript has 10 exons. The coding region runs from base 100 to 873 and encodes 257 amino acids. Lineage: Eukaryota; Metazoa; Chordata; Actinopteri; Blenniiformes; Blenniidae. Gene Ontology annotation, biological process: regulation of potassium ion transmembrane transport; negative regulation of transcription by RNA polymerase II. Gene Ontology annotation, molecular function: RNA polymerase II cis-regulatory region sequence-specific DNA binding; potassium channel regulator activity; DNA-binding transcription repressor activity, RNA polymerase II-specific. Gene Ontology annotation, cellular component: voltage-gated potassium channel complex; nucleus.
CUUUCGUGCGCGCUGCCGCAGCUCGCAGAGGGUCGUCCGGGUGGUCGGAGCGCACCGAGCAGCCGCUUCUCUCCAGACCAGCUCCUGAAUCCGGACGCAAUGCAGGCAGAUGAGAAGGUGGUGGACGGCGGCCUGCUGCCCGACGCCAACGGGAAGGAUCCGAACCCCGGCGGGCAGCCGGACGGCUCCAAGUGGCAGAAACCUCGGCUCACGCGCAAAUCUCUGAUGAAAUGCUGCCUGGUGAAGUGGAUCAUCGCCAGCACCACCAAGCAAGGGCCAGAUGACAGCAGCGAUAGUGAUCUGGAACUGUCCAUGGUGCGACACCAACCCGAGGGCCUCGAGCAGCUCCAGGCCCAAACCCAGUUCACCAGGAAGGAGCUCCAGUCGCUUUACAGAGGCUUCAAAAACGAAUGUCCCAGCGGGCUGGUGGAUGAAGAAACAUUCAAGACUAUUUACUCACAGUUCUUCCCUCAAGGAGAUGCAACAACAUACGCACAUUUCUUAUUCAAUGCGUUUGAUCUGGACAGAAACGGCUCCAUUCGCUUUGAGGACUUUGUGUUGGGACUAUCCGUCUUACUUAGAGGCUCCGUCACAGAGAAACUCCGCUGGGCUUUCAAUCUGUACGACAUCAACAAGGACGGCUACAUCACUAAAGAGGAAAUGUUGGCAAUCAUGACGUCCAUUUAUGACAUGAUGGGCAGGUAUACUCUACCCAGUGUCCGAGACGAUUCUCCCUAUGAGCAUGUGGAGAAAUUCUUCCAGAAGAUGGAUCGUAACAGAGAUGGAGUCGUGACCAUAGAUGAAUUCAUCGAGACCUGCCAAAAGGAUGAGAACAUAAUGGCCUCCAUGCAGCUUUUUGAGAACGUCAUAUAGUUUUAAUGUGGACGAGUGAUGCUGCACAGUGCUUCCGGUGGAGAGCUCGGUCCUGAAUACUCCCAUUCAUCCUGUAACAGUCGAACUGGGUCAUACCAUUCACUCCACUCAUUUCAGUCCAGAUUGGCACCGAGCCGAACUGCUCCACGCAGAGAAACGUACAGGAUUUACUGCAUCACGUGAAGACGACAUGUUUAUUUGCAUGACGGGUUUGAUUUUGUUCUUUAGCACCUCAAAGAAACAAAAGUGUCAUUGCCAGAUGAGCAUGAUAGUUUGCCUGUUAUUAAAAAAGCAUGUGAUGCAUACCACUGUGAGCACAAACAAAGUGUGUGUGUUUGUUUUUUCAAACCAAUUCCAGACUUGGGAGGAUAAGAAUCUUUGGUGUUACUGAUUUUUUGUAGAGUCAUGGUACCUGCUCAGUGUCCUGUUUAUUAAAAACUUUCUAAAACGCUAAAGCAAACCUACCAUUGCCUGCUACUGUAAAGAUUCUAAAUCUCUUUAAUGUUAUGUCUUCAUUUGAGACUGACUCAGAAAUUUGCG